UCCGCGUGGGCUACCGUUGCAUGAUACACAGACGCCAGCCAUGGCCGCUGUGGGCUCCUGUGGAGAGUGGUUUAUUUCCACCUGCGGUAAGAAGCUCGUUGCCAUCCACAGCAAACAGGACAGAGAACCAUUUGUGUUUGACUGCAGCAGUGCUGAGAAGAAGCCAAAGAAUCCAAAGGAAGAAAACAACAGUGAUGGCGGUGGCUCAGAGGAAACAGGAAGCGACAAAGUCCUCGCCUUCACCGUGUCUUCAUCUGGAACGCUGGUGGCGCUGACUGAUGACUCCAAGAGACUGGUCCUGUUUCGCUGUGAGCCUUCCUGGCAGUGUGUCAGCAUCAGACACAGGUGGGUGGUGAGGAGGUGCACUGCCCUGAUGUUCAGCCAGGCAGAGGAGGAGCUGAUAGCGACUGACAAAUCAGGAGAUGUGUACUCUUUCUCAGUGGUGGAGCCUCAGAGAGAGGGCGAGCUAAAGAUGGGUCACCUGUCCAUGCUGCUAGCUUUGAGCAUGUCCACCGACGACAAGUACAUCAUCACAGCCGACCGUGAUGAGAAGAUCAGAGUGAGCCACCUCAGGUCUCCGUACAACAUCCAGUCCUUCUGCCUGGGACAUCAACAGUUUGUUAGUGCCCUGCUCGUCCCCCCAGGUCACCCACACUGGCUCCUGUCUGGAUCGGGGGACGGGACCAUGAAGCUGUGGGAGUACGAAUCUGGCACCAAGCUGCAGAGCUGGGACCUCAAAGAUCUCGAAGAGACACCUAGCUCCGAGGGUGACAAACAGAAGGUAACCAUGAACCCAACUGUGUGCAGAAUCAGCAGCUCUCCUGAUGCUCACCAUGUAGCAGUGCAGUGUGAGAGAGUGUCCACACUUCAGUUCUUCACUCUGGACCAGGAGAGUGAGCAGAAACUCGCGCCACACAGCAGGCUCUCCCUGCCCCACUGUCCUCUGGACAUGACCUUUGACUCUGAGGGCCGGCUCUGGGUGCUGAUGGACUCCAGUGAUGCACCGCUUCAGGUUUACACACACAGAGGAGACAGCUGGGAGUGUGAUGCUGAGAGCCCUGAACUGAUCAGAGUGACUGAAGCCUUCAGGCCACACUGGGAGACACUUGAGGCCUCCGCGAGGAGCCACAACCGCUUCGAGCAUCUGUACAAGGUGAGCUUUGACAACGUGACGGUGUACCUGCAGAAGAAGCAGCAGCGGCUGGAGGAGCAGCAGCUGAAGAGGGGGAGGGGACAGCAAGCAAACGGCAACAAGAAGGCCAAGAAGACAACAUCAGAGAGCAGAAGCCACUCAUCCUCCUGAACCAACUCCCGGAGAGAGAGCUGGUAUUUCCUUUCUGUUUGAUGCUUUGAAUGAUGAAUCUGAGUUGAGUGUGUGUUGGGAUGAAGCCUGUGUCAAGUGUGUGUUUUAACACAUGGCCUGUGAACAUGGAUAUUUAUGUUUGGCUCUAAUUUCUUGCUGAUUUUUACAAUAAAUGUUACAGCUAACCUGAA
Plectropomus leopardus (leopard coralgrouper) is the source of this 1494-nucleotide messenger RNA. RefSeq names its product WD repeat domain 4 (gene wdr4). The record is from RefSeq and is a predicted model, not a curated record. Lineage: Eukaryota; Metazoa; Chordata; Actinopteri; Perciformes; Serranidae. Gene Ontology annotation, cellular component: cytosol; tRNA methyltransferase complex; nucleus. Gene Ontology annotation, molecular function: protein binding. Gene Ontology annotation, biological process: RNA (guanine-N7)-methylation; tRNA modification.